AUGGCGGACCAGAAUCCGAUCCCAGUUCCCGGCACAGCGCAACACUAUCCUCCGCCGGAUGCGCCUGCUGUGUUGGAGUCCAAUGUGUAUUCUGACGCAGAGCCGUCCCGCAACCCUCAUCUCCGCCGCGUACGAUGCGCAGCAACGGAAGUGUCUUCUUCGAGGCGCGGCCCCAACACACCUGGCGCCGCGGUUCCGCCGUGCCUCUUUCUGAAGAGCCCAUCAAUCAGUCACAACGCGCCCUGGCGGCGUCCGUUACGAGACGACGAGAGUAUAGCGACCAGUACUGGGACCAGCCCGCCCGCCGGUCGUUCGCGCCGCCGCAACGAUGAGGAGAUGGGUGGCUUCGCACCGAGAUAUGUCGCCACCAACGACAGCGCGCGGCGCAUCGACUGGAGCAGCCUGACGCGGGACGAGCGCGCCGAGGUGAUGCGUCUGCCCUGGACGCAGUGGAUGAACAGCGAGGUCAAGAACCACUUUGUGGCCUCGAUGGGCGAGUUUGUCGGGACGACCAUGUUCCUCUUCUUCGCCUUCGCCGGUACCGAGGUGGCCAAUAUUCAGUCCAACGUCACCGACUCGGGCGGCAGCGACAGCAACACGACGACGGGCGAGACGACGGGCUUUGACGUCGGCGUGCUCAUGUACAUUUCGGUGGCGUUCGGCUUCUCCCUCAUGGUCAACAUGCUGGGUGGCCUCAUCUCGUCCGUCAUGGUCCGCUACCUGUUUCCCGAGAACUUCAACGUCCGGACGACGCUCGGCGGCGGCGCCUCGCUCGUGCAGGGCGUCUUCAUCGAGGCCAUCCUCACGGCCGAGCUCGUCUUCACCAUCUUCAUGCUCGCCAAGGAGAAGCACCGCGCCACCUUUAUCGCACCCGUCGGCAUCGGCCUGGCGCUGUUCAUCGCCGAGCUCGUGGGCGUGCAGUUUACGGGCGGCUCGCUCAACCCGGCGCGCAGCUUUGGGCCCUGCGUCGUCACGGCGACGUUUGACAAGGAGCACUGGAUUUACUGGGUGGGACCGCUGAUUGGAUCUCUGAUCGCCGUCGUGUUCUACAAGUUUAUCAAGAUGCUCGAGUACGAAAUGGUCAGCCCCGGCGCCGACGGCGACCCGACCAAUGACCCGACCAAGAACCCCGAGAAGCGCGCCGAGGUGGCCUUUUCGCGCAGCCUGACGAAUGCGGCCAAGGUGUGA
Verticillium alfalfae VaMs.102 is the source of this 1188-nucleotide messenger RNA. RefSeq names its product aquaporin-1. Gene Ontology annotation, cellular component: plasma membrane. Gene Ontology annotation, biological process: transmembrane transport. The transcript is spliced from 4 exons. Gene Ontology annotation, molecular function: water channel activity. NCBI's taxonomy places the organism in Eukaryota, Fungi, Ascomycota, Sordariomycetes, Glomerellales, Plectosphaerellaceae. Bases 1 to 1188 code for a protein of 395 amino acids. The record is from RefSeq and is a predicted model, not a curated record.